Drosophila erecta is the source of this 873-nucleotide messenger RNA. Its product is annotated as histidine-rich glycoprotein. The coding region runs from base 35 to 727 and encodes 230 amino acids. The record is from RefSeq and is a predicted model, not a curated record. NCBI's taxonomy places the organism in Eukaryota, Metazoa, Arthropoda, Insecta, Diptera, Drosophilidae. The transcript has 2 exons.
AGUAACGAAACAAUUGCAAUUUAAGCAAGCAAAUAUGGCUCUGGAUUUCGUUGUUCUGCUGAGUGCUUGGAUGGUCCUUGCCCAAGGGUCCAUUCUGCACGGAUCGGAUAUAAUUGGGCCAGAAGUGGAGGUUCCCCAGGAAGGAUACCUGCCAGUCGAAGAUGCUUCAGUGCAUCCUUCCCUUCAUCACGAGCCAUUGUCUGCAGAAGUAGGACACCAUCAUCUUUGCCAAUCUCAAUCGCACCAUCACGAGCAUGGACCCCAUCAUCACCUAGAAUCGCACCAUUAUCUAUCUGAGUCCCACGAUCAUCAUCAGUUGUCAGAAUCGCAUCCUCCCAUGCACGGAUCCCCCCAUCAUCACUAUUAUGGCUCACAUCCUCAGCAACAACUCGAGGCACCAGUUUAUGGAAUUCACGGAUCCGAUCAUCGGCAUCUCAUCCACGGAUCCCCCUAUCACCACAACCAUCUGGAGGCACCAUAUCACGGAAUUCAAGGAACUCACGGUGUUCAUCACCUGCAUCAUCAUCGCAACUGCCACGCCACCAUCCACUGCCCCAGGGUUCAUAGUCCAACCUAUGCCACAGAUGGACAUAUCUGCUAUAAGGUGGAGAACUCCUGCGCACUGGCCAUUCUAAACUGCCUGCGGCGCAAUGAACUUAAGCCAGUUUUGAGACACAUCGGUCGGCGCGAAUGUCGUCAUCUGCCCAGCGCUUACAGGGCCCACUAAUUCGGAGCACAAAAUAACUGAACCUGACCAUAUAUUCUUAAUUCUUAAUUAUAACUUGUAUAGUCUGCCUCUCUCGAACUAUAUUAUAAAUGAAAAAAUGUGGUUGUUGGCGGUGAUGUUUACUAUUUGGUCUACUAAUUACACAA